AAUUAUUCAUAUUAACAGCCAAAAAAAGAAGAUAUGUCAAUUGAGAAGCAAAUGAUGGUUGGAGAGGUGCCGGUCAGCCCGUUUUCACGGCUGUUCAGCAUGCCAGGCUUCGAUUGCUUCAACAUAGUCACCAUUGGAUUCAAAAACGAGGCCAGUCCAUCAGCCUUUAUAGAAGGCUUGAAGAAUACUUUGCUCAACCAUCCACGCUUCUCUUGCAUACUAGAGACAGGUUCUGGUGAACACAAACCAAGAUGGAUUCCUACAAACGUAAACGUUAAAGAUCAUGUAGUUGUUCCGAAUAUAGAUCCCACGAUUGAAAAUCCUGAUCAAUUUCUAGAGGAUUAUACAUCAAAUAUGGUUUUUUCACCAAUUGAUGUGUGUAAACCGUUAUGGGAGAUACACAUACUCAAUAUUAAAACAUCAGAUGCAGAAUCUCUCCUUGUGGGGAGAUUUCAUCACUCCUUGGGUGAUGGGAUGUCACUUAUGUCUCUUUUACUCGCUUGUAGUCGAAAAACAAGUGACCCAGGGGCAUUACCCACUUUGGUUGCUCCAAAAAAGAGCAAAGUAACCAAUGUUUGGUGGUCGUUGGUUUCUCGUUUGUGGUUUAUAAUAAAACUAAUGUUCAACACUGUUGUUGAAGUUUUCAAGUUUCUGCUCAUUCUGUGCUCUGUCCGUGACAACGCAACUCCUCUAAUGGAGAAACCAAUUAGGGCUACACUUACCCCUAACAAGUUCAUUCAUAGAGUCAUUAGUUUGGACGAUGUGAAAGUCGUGAAGAACGCAAUGAAUAUGACUGUGAAUGAUGUUAUUCUUGGAAUGGUGCAAGCUGGUCUUUCACGAUAUCUGAGUCAAAAAUACGACUCGGAAACAAAUCCGAAGUUAAAGAAAUCUCUAGAAAAUAUAUGUCUUCGUGGUGUUGUAUUCUUUAACCUAAGAUCAAAUAAGAAAAUCGAGGAUCUUGCUAAAAUGAUGGAGAAAGGUUCGAAUUCAAGAUGGGGAAACUCAAUCGGUUAUGUUAUGAUUCCGCUAUGGAUGAAAUCUGAAAAUGAUAUAUUUGAAUACAUCCGACGAUCUAAAACUAUUAUGGAUCGAAAAAAACUCUCUCUCGAACCUCUAUUUUCCUAUAUGUUGUUCAAAUUGACUGUGGAAGUUUUUGGAUAUAAGGCACUAAGAACUCUUGCAAUGAGAAUUUUUGGUCGCUCAACAGUCGUAUUGUCAAAUGUUGCCGGUCCGACCGAAGAAAUAAGCCUUUUCGACCACCAAAUAUCUUAUGUUGCCGCAAGUAUAUCUGGUUUUCCACAGGCGCUCAUUGUCCACAUAACAAGCUAUGUAAACAAAGCUAUCAUCAAUCUUGGAGUUGAUCUCGACGUAAUUCCAGACCCUCAUCACCUUUGUGAUCACAUAGUCGAAGCUCUUCAGAUUAUGAAAUCAGCUGUCGAAGAAGAAAUUUCUGGCGAUUUGGGAGUUUGAAACGAAAUGUCUGAUGAUGCUAUUUGCGACAGUAAAAGUUCGACGUAGACAUCUAAACGAACCUAGUCACGAAAAAGUCGUAUCAGUUCUUCAUUUCCUAUAAUACGAGUGUUUUCUAUGUAUAACUAUUUAGUCUAUUUUCCAUUUAUGUGUUAUUUAUAGCCGAACAUUUAUCAUACCGUGCCAUCUUAUCUACGAGUGGGUGUAAUAUCUAUUUCUACGGUUUGUAUAUUGAUUAUAUGAAUGAAUAACUUACAAUUCGUUAUACUCGUA
This is a messenger RNA of Brassica napus (rape), 1743 nucleotides long. Its product is annotated as wax ester synthase/diacylglycerol acyltransferase 2-like. Gene Ontology annotation, molecular function: diacylglycerol O-acyltransferase activity; long-chain-alcohol O-fatty-acyltransferase activity. The record is from RefSeq and is a predicted model, not a curated record. Bases 34 to 1470 code for a protein of 478 amino acids. Lineage: Eukaryota; Viridiplantae; Streptophyta; Magnoliopsida; Brassicales; Brassicaceae. Gene Ontology annotation, biological process: triglyceride biosynthetic process. The transcript has 7 exons. Gene Ontology annotation, cellular component: plasma membrane.